Molecule: messenger RNA, 1161 nt
Organism: Paramecium sonneborni
Lineage: Eukaryota; Ciliophora; Oligohymenophorea; Peniculida; Parameciidae
Source: the annotation of a GenBank genome assembly
AUGUAAUAAGUGGCUUCAGAAAUACAAACAAGAUUUGAUGAAUUAAUAAAACCUAUUUUAGAGAAAAUUAAAUUAUUAAAAGAAAGAGAUUAAUAAAAUGAAGAACAAAUAAAAAAUCUAUUUGAUCAAAUGAGUGAAUUAAAACAAUUAAUAGGAAAUCUGAAACCUUUAAAAAUAGAAGAAGAUAAGAGUAACAUUAAAUAUUAUUUUAUAGAAAUUGUCUAAUAAGAGAUUAAAAAAGAGAAUCAUUAAAAAAGAGAAUCAUUAAAAAAAUGGUAUUUUGAAAUUAAUAAAUUCUCACAAUAUGUUUAGAUGUAAAAAAGAUUGAGCGUUCAUCUACUGCUACAGUAAUAAAAAAUCCAGUUUCUACAAAAGUUAAGGAUCCUAAACUUAUUAAUGUUCCAAAACCUUUAAGUCAAAGUACAAUAGUUGAAAAGACGACAACACCUUUAGAGGAUGAAAAAAGUAAUUAUAAACUUUUAUAUUCUUUAUUUUAGACCUAAAUCUCCAAAAGAGACUAAUCAAAAUAAAACUAAAUAAUAAUAAAAACCAUAAUAACCAUAAUCAAAACCAAAAUCUGCAGCUUAAACAUUAUAACAAUAAUAAUAAGUCAAAGAAAUUUAAGAAACUUAACAAUAACAAAUCAAAUGAUAGACAAAUUCAUAAAAAGAGGAAAAAAUUGUUAAAAAAUAGCCAACUAAAUAAAAAAUUACUACAAAUAAUUAAAAAAUGUUUAAAUUGAAAAAAAAGAAGAUAAAAAAAAUUCUAAAAAAAUAGAUAAUAAAAUAUCAUAAAAAUAAAACACAAAAUAGAUUGAUCCUAAAAUUGCUGAUAAAAAAGCAGAAGAUAAAAAAGAUAGUGAAAAAAGGAAAAUAAUCUGAAGUAACUUAACAUAAAAAUGAAUAAUAAGCUGUUGAAUAAAUUUAAUAAUUAUAAUAAAAUCAAAACAAGACUUAAAAUAACUGUGAAUAAAAAUAAUAAUAAUAAUAAUAAUAAGUUGUUGAAACUCUUACUGAUGUCCCUGAACUUUAGAAUAAUGGAACUUAAGAAGCACCAAUAAACCAAGAAAUAUAAGUUUAAGAAUAAGUGACAUAAAACUAAUACGAAAUUAACAACUUUUAGCCAGAAAAGCUUGAAAAUCAAGAAACUUAAGUAGUUUGA